Prorocentrum cordatum is the source of this 997-nucleotide messenger RNA. The record is from the annotation of a GenBank genome assembly. NCBI's taxonomy places the organism in Eukaryota, Dinophyceae, Prorocentrales, Prorocentraceae.
GUCGCGCCGCGCGGGCGCCCAGGGACUGAUCGCCUGCCCACUCCGGCAGCGGCAGCCCAGACGGCAGGCGCGGCGCCGGCGCGGCUAGCAGGGCCUGCGCGGGCGAGCGCCGCCGGGCCGAUCGCUUCGUGCUCGAGGCGGUGCACCCGAGGUGGAAGGGCCACCUGACGUUGCAGCAGGACGGUUCCUUCCACCGCGCGGGGGGCAUCCUCGCCGCAGGGGACGCCGGCAGGUGGACCAUCAGCGGGGGUACGCUGUAUCUUGUGUGGGACAGGUGGGACCCCGAGGAGCUGCAGAUCGCGGACGGUGGCCGCACCUUCGACCCUCUGGCCUUCCGGUUUCCGGCUGACGACGCCCCCAGCCAAAGUGCCGCCGGAGUGGCUGCUGGCGGAGCCCCCGCCCGCGGGCGAUGGGGACGCGCAGAGCCCCCGGGGGAGGGAGAGACGAGCAGGCGGCGCAGGACGGUGGCGCUGGCGCGCGCUGGGGUGACGCAGCGGCGGGCGCAGCGGACGACGACGGCUGGCGCGGCGGCGGCGCAGGCGGCGCGGCUGGCGCCGGGGAUGCUAUGGCCGUGGCGGAGCAGCUGUCGAUCGUGAGGUCGGAUGGGGCCACGUCCAACAACCGCGGGGCGGACGAGGACGAGGACCUCUUUGCGGCGGCCCGCGGCAUGAAGCUGUUCCACAUCUCCGACGUGGACGUGCGCCCGCCUCCCCACACCAUGGAUAGGUCUGGGAUGGCACCCCUGCCGGGCUGGAACGGCAACGUGGGGCGCCAAAGGGUCGAGCGGUGAUGGGGAGCUGGGCCUGCGCGCCGGCGGGGGCCGACACCAUCGGCGUAUCCUUGCGCCCCUCCCCGCCGCCGAUUCAUCCUCAUCCUUCUUUCGCCUUGCUCCUCCUCUCCUCCCCCCCUCCCCGCUAGUGUGCCUGGAACGCCCCGCCGCCGCCCCCGCCGCGAUCCCGGCGGAGGGCGGCGUCCUGAGCGGCGGCGCGCCUCGAAA